Strongylus vulgaris is the source of this 729-nucleotide messenger RNA. Lineage: Eukaryota; Metazoa; Nematoda; Chromadorea; Rhabditida; Strongylidae. The record is from the annotation of a GenBank genome assembly.
AUGCGUCAAACAGGAGGAUUACCGCCGGCAAUUCUGGAGAUCCUCACCGACAACAUCGCACCCACGCACUUUGCCAUUUCGAUGAGGUGGUUGUUAGCUACGAUUAGCCUCAUGCAUUUAGCAUGGGGUCAAAAAAUCGUCACAAAAGGAAGAACAAUUACGGUGAAUGAAGGAUCUCAACUCGAGCUUCCAUGCUAUGUGCAGGAUCUAGGAUCAGAGUCGAUAAUUUGGCGAAGAAAGGAGAACGCCUUAUUUAUCGAUGAGGAAAACCUGGCUGAGGAUGAACGCAUGCAGGUCAUCAAAGACGGAUCGAAUUCCACACUUACCAUUCUGGAUGUUGAGCCAAUGGAUAUGAGUGAUUAUGUUUGCGCUGUAUCCGAGCCGGAACAGGAAAUUGUUUACAAAAUCAUCGUACAUUAUGAGCCGGAAUACCUGCUGUCAGUAGGCGAUGAGCAGGUUGUUGUCAGGUGUCUUGCUAAAGGAAAUCCAACCCCAACAAUAAAAUGGACAAGAAAGGAUGGCAAGAUGCCUUCGGACAUCACAAUUCGAGGUCCUCAACUUGUCAUUGCGAAAGCAAAAACAUCACAUUCUGGAGAGUAUGAAUGCACGGCAAAUAAUGCCGCUGGUAGCGAUUCUGCUACAUUGAAAAUCCAAGUGAACGAACGAGAAGAUGCGGCGAAACACGGUGAGUUUCUGCAUGAAAGUUGUAUGGUGCAUGUGUUGUCCUAA